Messenger RNA from Vanrija pseudolonga, 382 nucleotides. RefSeq lists its product as uncharacterized. Lineage: Eukaryota; Fungi; Basidiomycota; Tremellomycetes; Trichosporonales; Trichosporonaceae. The record is from RefSeq and is a predicted model, not a curated record. The transcript has 2 exons. Bases 38 to 382 code for a protein of 114 amino acids.
CCCUACAGUACCCAUCACCUCGUCGCGUUCAGCCGGGAUGGACGCUCGACCACCGAGGCCGGCCGGACCGCGUGCCCUGAAUCCACUCUCCGACGACAUCGUCCUCUCCCAACUGUCAGUGCCGCUGCUUUACGGUUCCACCGGCAUUGUCGACACGAAUGCCGUCUUCGACUUCAAGGAGGUCCCACUGAUAGACCUCUCCUGCCUCCCUCCCGGUGAACGCCCUGGAAUCCCAAGCCAGGUUCACAUCAUUGACUUCAAGCCUCAAUGGGUAACGGAUCUCUCUUCCGACAACCUCAUGACGGUUGCCAACAACCUCCUCAGGCCGAAAUGGCCGAUGUUGACUGGCACCGUGCCCGAGCGACGUCAAGCUCCUCGCUGA